UGGAAAUGUCUCAAAAGGCUUAUCAAAGUAUUAUGGAUGCCAACAUUUCAGCUACGUAAUUGUUGCAAGAAGGUACACAAGAAUAAAAUCAAAAAUAGAAAAAUACAAUUAAGGAUAUUAAAUAUUGAGGAGAAUUGAAACUACUCUGAAACAGGAAAAGGAAGCGCCUACUAUUCCAUUAUCAUAAAUUAAUCAUCUUCUCUCUGUUGUAACCAACAAUAUUGGUUGUUUUUAUUAUAUGUAAAUUUCAUUCAAUCUAGCAUCAGGGUUGACAAAUUUCAAGCAGCCGAGAAAUAUCUCAAGUAAUCGAUUGAAUACUUACAAUUAUCCAUCCCAGACGAAACCUUGCUUAUCACCUUAAUUAACUUAGUUAUUCUCUUUAUCAAAAAUGAAAAAUACUAAGAAGCGAGCAGAUACAUAGAAUAAAGCUUUACUGAAUUGAAUUAAUUGCAAGAUCAACAACUCAAUCCAAAAAUUAGAUUAUUCUUGGGAGAUCAUUCCUCCGUUAUGACCUUACAAUCAUUGGAGGCCAUCCUACUAUUUUACAGUGGAUUGACAUUUUAUGAAUUGGGAUAAUCAAGCAAUGCCCUCUAAGCUUGGAAGAAAGUGAUUGACAUUUUGUAAUCAAAUACUAAAUCGCCUUAUUACAUUUUGACCAAAUCAAAAAUUCAAAAUUUAGAAGUUGAAAAUGUAGCCAAGAGUAAUAAAGGGAAUUUGUAUUCUAGUCGAUCACAUCUAAAAUCAGAUCGUAUCAAUAAAAUCUUAGAGUAAUAUUCUAAAGAUAAUGAAAAGCAAAAUUAACAAAGUUUUCGUCUUUUGAGUUAGAAAAUCAAAAAAAAAGUAAAUUGAAUAAUAUAAAAAGAUAGGUAAUGAAGUCGGUGAUUAUCAAUAACCAAAAUGGUAGAAUAAAAUCGAACAUAAUGAAAAGAAAAUCGAAAUCAAUAAUUACUUUAGUGAUUAAAAGAAAAUACAAGUGCAAAUCAAUGUCAAAGAUCUCUUGCAUUAGAAAUCAAUCACUUAGAGAGACAAAACUAGAGAUAUGCCUCUAAGUUCUCAUACUUCUAGUGUUAAUUAAUAACUUAACAAAGCAUUAAAAAAGAGACCAACUUAACACAUUGAAAUUAUCGAAAAGUUGAACAAAACACACAAUGAAAUCUAUAAAAGCUACUUAGCACAAAGAAGCAAUAAUGGAAGUAAAACACAACGAGGAGAUUCAAGUAUUCUUUUUAUUUACAAUUUUCUUAGAUAUUGAUAUCAGAAUUAAAGUCAAUGAUAAAAGCUCUCACUCUUAGAAUACUAUUCAACACAACAAAAGUCACGAUAAAAAGUCUGUUGAUCUCAGGGAAUCCCCUGAAUUAUGCGGAAGUCCUUAACAAUUCUUCAAUAUGCUCUAAUCUACUUAGAGUGUCAUUAAAAGUCAAUUGAUGAGAUCAGGCAGCUAAGGAAGUGUAUCUUAAACAUCUCCCUUUAGAUUGGCUUAGAGUUAGGGAGAACAACCAAAAAAUACUUCUAAAUUACCUCUUGAUUAUGCCAAAACUCAUCGUCCCAUGGUUGAUACUUAUGACAAAGCCAUUAAGGAGUUAUAUCAAAAUUAAUAUGUUUAAAUUGAGAACAAAAAGUUCAAUAGAAUUUAUGAUUUGGCUUAGAGUGUGAAAAAUAGGAUGUCAAAUAUAAAUAAGAUGCUUGUCCAAUAAGAAAAAAGUCAAUAAGUCCUUUAAAAGCAAUUUUAACAAGAGUUUAAUUAAUCUUAAGAUGAAGACAGUUGCGAGACUAUCAUUAGAAUGGAUUGA
Paramecium octaurelia is the source of this 1790-nucleotide messenger RNA. NCBI's taxonomy places the organism in Eukaryota, Ciliophora, Oligohymenophorea, Peniculida, Parameciidae. The record is from the annotation of a GenBank genome assembly.